CACGCGCGUACCUCGCCACAUCGACUCUGCGCGCCAUGGCCGCCCAGGCAGCCACCCUUCGAGGCGACGAGUACUCCUCCCGUUUGCCCACUCCACCACGUAUUGUCGUACCGCCGCCGACAGCAAACAUCAACCUGGCUCCCGAGUUCGAUCUGCAUCCCAUCGCCAAGUCCGGCCCGCUUGCAGCCGUCAACUACAAACACAUGACAACCAGCAGUCUCCUGGACUGGAGCUACGAGCGUCGUCGUCAAGCCCAGCAAAUCCUCCCAUUCCUCUACCUGGGCCCCAUGAGUGCUGUCAAAGAUCGCGACUUCCUACGAAAUGAGGGCAUCACUCUGCUCAUGGCCGUUCGUCAUUGCCAGACGUUGGAAAGCAAAAUCAUGCAGUCUGCUUUGAACGUUGCCGACGAACUCAACAUCGAAAAGAAAGCCCUCGACAUGUCUAGUGCCUACGAACUGGUUGCCUCGUUCCCUCGUGCAGCAACCGUCAUCAACCAACACAUGAACUCUUGUCCUGGAGCAAAGGUUCUGAUCUUUUGUGAAAGCGGAAAUGAGCGUUCUGCUGCUGUCGUCGCUGCAUACAUCAUGGAUAUUCUGGCCGACGUCGAUCACAUCAAGGCCAUGCAAAUCGUCCAGGCUCAACGCUUCUGUGUCAACUUCGACGAUAACGUCAAACGUCUGCUCCAAGGCUACUGGGAUAUCUUGCAGGCCAAACGUGCCACCGCCAACAUGAACACCAGUGGCACAGCUAAGCGCGUCCUUGAAAGAGAGACCGACGACGAUGGCAUGGACGUGGAUGAUUCAGGCGACGAUGGUGAGAGGUUCGGGAGCAGAACCUUUGCUCCCUUUGUGGAUACUGCAUAG
Molecule: messenger RNA, 863 nt
Organism: Aureobasidium pullulans EXF-150
Lineage: Eukaryota; Fungi; Ascomycota; Dothideomycetes; Dothideales; Saccotheciaceae
Product: phosphatases II
Exons: 1
Coding region: 36-863 (275 amino acids)
Biological process (GO): regulation of ERK1 and ERK2 cascade; negative regulation of SCF-dependent proteasomal ubiquitin-dependent catabolic process; protein dephosphorylation
Cellular component (GO): nucleoplasm; cytoplasm
Molecular function (GO): F-box domain binding; protein tyrosine/serine/threonine phosphatase activity
Source: RefSeq, a predicted model, not a curated record